Messenger RNA from Thalassophryne amazonica, 2488 nucleotides. RefSeq names its product glycosyltransferase family 92 protein F13G3.3-like. Lineage: Eukaryota; Metazoa; Chordata; Actinopteri; Batrachoidiformes; Batrachoididae. The transcript has 6 exons. The record is from RefSeq and is a predicted model, not a curated record. The coding region runs from base 224 to 1027 and encodes 267 amino acids.
CAUACGUCUCUGUAUGCAGCAGGAGCAUCCACUCAGACCACUUUGGGUUUGCAUAUGGGACAGCAGACAUCAUGUGUUCUCUGCCUCCCGGGUGUGAGACGCCCUCUCACAUCACUGUGACCUCUGCUGCAACUGAAGAAAAAAGUCACAUGUUUUAAAGGUCCAGAACCAACAUGUGAGGAGUGACUCCUUCAGUCAUAACUUCACUGUUUGUUUCUCCUGCAUGUUUGAUUUCACCAACGUGCUGCAGCUGGUGCAGAGUUUGGAGGUGCUGCGGAUUCUCGGGGUGAGCAGAGUGGUCGUGUAUAAGACGAGCUGCAGUCCUGAAACACAGCGGUUACUGGACUACUACACAAACACAGGUUUUGUGGAGGUGAUUCCGUGGUCCAUAACACGUUUUGUGAACGUGUCUCGAAGCUGGCUUCCACAACAUGGACCAGGUGACCUCCACUACUUUGGCCAGAUCACUGCUCUCAAUGACUGCCUGUACAGAUACAUGUACCAGACCAGAUACAUGGCUCUGCACGACGUUGACGAGCUCAUACUGCCCCACACUGUUGACAGCUGGUCAGAGUUGUUGCCACAGCUGGAACAGAAGCACGGUGCUGAUCUCUGCUUCAAGUUUGAAAAUACCGUGUUCCCAAACACCAUCUUCACUCUUCCUCCAACUUCCCCAAGUCCUCAGCUCCCAGUGAACCUGUGGCAGGGUGUCACCGGGGUUAACAUCCUGGCUCACCUGCGCUAUGAAUACAGCCUCUCAAACAAAGUGUACAACUUCAAAAUCAUCAUUAACCCCAGACCUGUGUUCUCUGUCACCGUCCAUGGGGUCCUAGAGUCAAAGAAAGACUGCAUCUGGGUUAGCACCAGUGAUGCACGAAUGCAUCACACAAGAGCUCCAGUGCAACCAGAGUCAGCAGACCAGCUGAUUUAUGACGGUCGAUUGUUGGACUACAGCAGCCGCCUCAUCCCGUCUGUCAGCGCUGUUCUCAGAACCGCUGGACUUAUCUCAGAGGAUGAUGGAGGAUAAUAUUAUGGAUCAGUCGUCACUCCAUCGUCACUGGAGUCCAACAUACACAGAAAGUCUGCUCAGGGUGAAGAAGUGUUCUUUUGGGUAUUUAACAGCAGUGUUUGUCAAGUGGAGACAACUGUGACUGAACACGACAUAACGAGAAUCAUUCGUGACACGCUCACAUGCACAAAUUUCGGCAUGUCUGUGAAAUUCAUUAUGUCCCAAAUGUUUCUCUGCAACAAUUUUUACAAACUGGUAGCAUUAGAAUUCUUCAUGCGAACAAAGACACAGACAAACAAAACACAAAAACACAGACAAAGGAAAUUUUAAAUACAAUAAGAGAACUCAUGAGUGAACAGGACCCACAACCACAGAGGCCACGGUACUUUGCUGGUUUGUGUUGUGUCACCUCUGUUUAUGGGGUGUUAGUGGUUUUUGUAUUAUUUCUGUCCUCUGUGUGUUUGUCUCCCUGUUUUUGUCCGAAUCUUUGUGUGUACAGCUGUGGUACUUGUCCCCCUGCGUGGGCGUGUCUGCAUGUGUCUGUCAUCUUCUGUGUCUCAGUCCUGUCUUGUGGGGGUGUGUCCCUCUUGUCACCGUUAGGUGUGUCUGUUUGUCACGCUCUCCAUUCGGUUAUAUAGUCACCUGUCGUCUGGUGUGUUCUUGUCAUUGUCUGGAGUUUAUAUGUGUUUGUGUCAUGUGUUUGGAUGUAGUGCUGUGCGCCUGUUCUGUUGUCUGUCACGUCCUCCGCCCCUCAGUUCUGUCUCAUUAGUCUGAGGUCUGCUUAUGUCUCGCCCUACUUUUCGUACGGGACACACCUCCUUCAGUGUGUUUCUGCUUUAUGUUGUCAUUUGGAUAUUGUAGUUCUUUGUCAGUUUUGUAGUCCAGGUUUUGAUUUAUGUAUUUUGAUUUACUUAUACGUUUUGUGAUGUGUUCAUCUGUGGUUGUUGUUUUAUUGUCUGUGGAAUUUAUUCUACUCAGCCUUUCGGGUUCUUUAUUUUCAGUCUUGGGUUUAUUCUCUCUUUACUCUUAUAAUAUGCAUUGUGGUUCUUUGUCAGUGUUUUUGAUUAUUUUAUGUGGAGUCUCUUUGUUUUCUCUUCAGGAUUUCAUUUUUCUCUUGGUGUUUUAGUGGUUAUGUGACUUGAUCUUAGGUUAUGUUUUGUCAUUUACAGAUGUCUUGGUUUUUCUGCCCUCUUCUGUUCAUUGGUUUCUCAUGUCUUGAUUUGUCUUGAUUAUAUAUGCUUGUGAUGCUCAGCCUGUUUAUUUAUACCACACCUGUUUGUCUUGACUUUGGGAGUCCAUCGUCAUCUGUUUGGUCAGAGAGGUUGGUCGUUCCAGUCUGUCAGUAUUAUGCUUUUGUUUCUCCUCUGUGGAGCAUUGUAUUUUUGUUAGUUUUUGAUUCCUGGGUCCCUCACCGUUUCUCCAUCUCAAUUGUAUGGUUUUUUUGUUGUUAUCACUUUGGAAGUAAUAAAUUACCUGGUU